This is a messenger RNA of Radiomyces spectabilis, 3770 nucleotides long. RefSeq names its product putative SPF1-P-type ATPase. Gene Ontology annotation, cellular component: endoplasmic reticulum membrane. The transcript has 14 exons. Gene Ontology annotation, biological process: intracellular calcium ion homeostasis. Lineage: Eukaryota; Fungi; Mucoromycota; Mucoromycetes; Mucorales; Radiomycetaceae. Gene Ontology annotation, molecular function: ATP hydrolysis activity; P-type ion transporter activity; ATP binding. The record is from RefSeq and is a predicted model, not a curated record. The coding region runs from base 70 to 3657 and encodes 1195 amino acids.
UUUUUUUUUUUUUUGGUGCGGCGAGCUUUUUCUUAUUGCUACUUCUUUUUGGUUGUCACGUUUGCGAAUAUGCCGCAAACUUUAGUACAUUCCAAAACGAUUGCAGCAUCGUCGCUGCUGACUCCGCUACCACGGCAGUGGCACUUGUACAUUUGGCCGUUUGCUCUGUUGUACCCUGUGUGGUCUUACUUUUACUUGUUCAAAUAUGACGAAUACCUGGGUUCCCAGGAAUGGACCUUUGUCACAUUAGGUUCCAUCAUUACCCUUCACGCACUCGCCUUCCUUGUCUGUCAAUGGAGUGUUGCCAUCAAGGCCAAAUUCACUUGUCUCAAGGAACCGAAUAUCAAUAAAGCCCAGAUGAUCAUGGUCAUCCCGUUCCGUCACAGUGGUACCGGCGCGAUAUGUCCUUUGCACCGUGGCAAAAUUUCCUCGGCUACCGAAAAGCCGGAGCUUUCUUUCCAUUUCCAGCAAAAAAAGUUUAUUUACAAUGAAGAUAAGAAGCAGUUUGAGGAAUUGACGUAUCCUUCGGAUGUCAACCCGCCCGUCGGCAUUUUCCAGUCGGUGAAAGGAUUGCAAACGGAAAAGGAGAUUGAUGAGGUUCACGAAACUUAUGGUCCCAAUCGAUUUGAAAUCCCCAUGCCGACCUUUAUCGAACUUUUCAAAGAACACGCUGUUGCCCCGUUUUUCGUCUUUCAGAUCUUCUGUGUCGGUUUAUGGUGUCUUGAUGAAUAUUGGUACUAUUCCUUGUUUACCCUGGUCAUGCUUGUCGUUUUCGAAGGCACUGUCGUCUUCCAACGUCUUAAAACCAUUGGUGAAUUCCGAGCCAUGAAUCAAAAACCCUUCCAAGUCUACGUUAAGCGCCAGAAAAAAUGGAUUCAAAUGCAAAGCGACGAACUUUUACCCGGUGACGUUGUCUCUAUCGUGCGAACCAAGGAAGAACAGGUCGUCCCUUGUGAUAUGGUCAUCGCGGACGGUUCUUGUAUUGUCAACGAAGCCAUGUUGUCGGGUGAAUCGACUCCCUUGCUCAAGGAAUCGGUGGCUUUGAGAGAUCCGGAAGAUAGUUUUGAUUUGGUCAAUGCGGAUCGAUUGAAUGUCUUGUAUGGUGGCACCAAGGUGCUCCAAGUCACGGCGCCCGUGCAUGAUGCUGCUCCCGAUGGUGGUUGUAUUUGUGUGGUGGCUCGUACCGGUUUUGGCACCUCUCAGGGCAAAUUGGUGCAAACGAUGAUUUGCUCGACGGAACGUGUGUCGGCCAAUAACUUCGAAGCACUCUUGUUCAUUCUCUUCCUGCUGAUCUUUGCCAUUGCCGCCUCGGCUUACGUGUGGAUCAAGGGUGUGGAAAGUGGUCGUAAAAAGUCAAAGUUGUUACUGGAUUGUAUUCUGAUCAUUACCUCUGUUGUGCCGCCGGAACUUCCCAUGGAAUUGAGCUUGGCCGUCAACAGCAGUCUCGUCGCGUUGUCCAAGUUUGCCAUUUUCUGUACGGAACCUUUCCGUAUCCCAUUUGCCGGCAAGGUCGAUGUUUGUUGUUUUGAUAAAACCGGUACCUUGACCGGCGAAAAUCUGGUGCUGGAAGGUGUUGCUUCCGCCGAUCCCAAGGUGGCCAGCACCGAACUGGUGGCCGCCACGACGGUGCCUGAAACCACGACGUGGGUCCUCGCUUCAGCACAUGCUUUGGUUCAAUUGGAAGAUGGUUUGGUGGGUGAUCCCAUGGAAAAGGAAACCCUGAAAGCCGUCCAGUGGCAGCUCGGUCAUCAUGAUAUCGUGACCCCCAUGGAUCGAAAGGAAAAAGGAAAAGAAAACAUGCAAAUUCGUCGCCGAUUCCAAUUUUCGUCCGCUUUAAAACGUCAAUCGUCUAUUGCCAUUCUUGUCCAUCCUUCCUUCUCUCGCCACAAGACCUUUGUCGCCGUCAAGGGGGCUCCCGAAACGCUGAAAACCAUGUACUCCUCCAUUCCUGAUGAUUACGAAGCUACCUACACCCACUUUACUCGCAAAGGCAGUCGCGUGCUUGCCUUGGGUUACAAAUAUCUUCGCGAUGGCAUGAACUCGGAAGAGAUCAACGGUCUUGCGCGUGAGUCGGUGGAAUCCGAUUUGACGUUUGCUGGUUUCUUGGUGUUUACAUGUCCUUUAAAGGAGGAUGCUGUGGAAGCGUUGAAAGAAUUGAAUGAAUCGUCGCAUCGUUGUAUUAUGAUUACGGGUGACAAUCCAUUGACGGCCUCAUCGGUGGCUCGUGAAGUCGGUAUCGUGGAUCGGGAUGUGCUUAUUGUGGAUAAAGAGGAGGGAAGCCAAGAAGAUGACCUCGUCUUGUUCCAUUCCAUCGAUAACUCUUUCCGUCUUGAAGUGAACCCCAAUGAACCCUUGGAUCAGAAAUUGUUGGAUAAAUAUGACGUAUGCUUGACCGGCACCGCCAUGAGUCAAUUCAUGGACAAGCCCAACAUGAAGCUCUUGCUUGAACAUACCUGGGUCUAUGCGCGCGUGUCGCCAUCUCAAAAGGAAUACUUGUUGGUUGGUUUGAAGGAUCUUGGUUACACUACCUUGAUGGCCGGUGAUGGUACGAACGAUGUGGGAGCAUUGAAGCAAGCUCACAUUGGUGUGGCUUUGCUGGAUGGUACUCCUGAUGACUUGAAGAAAAUUGCCGAACGUCAACGCAUCGAUCGAUUAAAGGACAUGUAUGAGAAGCAGAAGCAAAUUUCGGCUCGAUUCAAUGCGCCUGUGCCUCCGCCGCCUCCGGCCAUUGCUCAUCUGUACCCUGAAUUUGCCCAACGCCAGAACCAAGUCGAAGAAAACUUGACGCCUGCUCAACGACGUGCCAAAGAACAAAAGAAAAAGAUGGAAGAAAUGACGAACAAACUCAUGGAAGACAUGGAUAUGGAAGAACCUCCUACCAUCAAAUUUGGUGACGCUUCUGUGGCUGCUCCUUUCACUUCGAAACUUCGUAACGUGGUUGCAAUCAACAAUAUCAUUCGCCAAGGACGAUGUACUCUUGUGGCGACCAUUCAGAUGUACAAGAUCCUUGCUUUGAACUGCUUGAUUUCCGCCUAUUGUUUGUCGGUGCUUUAUCUGGAUGGUAUCAAAUUCGGUGAUCUUCAAGUCACCAUUUCAGGCAUGUUGAUGGCCGUCUGUUUCUUGUGUAUUUCAAGAGCCAAGCCCUUGGAAAGACUAUCAAAGGAAAGACCUCAGCCCAAUAUUUUCAAUGGUUAUAUUAUUCUAUCGGUACUUGGCCAGUUUGCCGUUCACAUUGCGGCCUUGGUAUAUAUCAAUGCACUGGCUAAAUUCUAUGAGCCUCCGAAAGAAGUCGAUUUGGAAGGCGAAUUUGAACCCAGUCUGCUCAACAGUGGUGUUUACCUGAUUCAACUGUCUAUGCAGGUGUCGACGUUUGCCAUUAAUUAUCAGGGUUAUCCUUUCCGAGAACGUAUUCAGGACAACAAGACACUCUAUUAUGGAUUGAUGACUGUGGGAGGUAUCGCACUCGCUGGUGCCACCGAAUUUUUCCCCGAACUGAAUGAACAGCUUAAACUGGUGCCGUUCCCUAGUGCGUUCCGCAACAAGUUGACGGUGUGUAUGUUAUUAGAUUUCGGUGUUUCUUACGGCAUUGAAAUUGUGACCAAACAUUUCUUUGCUGAUAACCGGGCCAAACCCAUUGCACAACGAGGAAGAAAAUAGAUAGCAACAGAGACGCUUUAUGUUGUCUGGGGAACUGUUGAAAAAUAAUGAUUAAACCUUAUACAUAACAUAUAAAGUGUACAAACAUGAUAUUAUUCUAUGGAUAAACCCCA